Molecule: messenger RNA, 4075 nt
Organism: Miniopterus natalensis
Lineage: Eukaryota; Metazoa; Chordata; Mammalia; Chiroptera; Miniopteridae
Source: RefSeq, a predicted model, not a curated record
CCCUCCGCUUUCCAGAAUCCAAGAUGGCGGGAUCCAGGCAGCGGGGUCUUCAGGCCAAAGCUCGGCCGCUUUUCUGCGCCUUCCUGCUGUCGCUUAGUCAUUUCGUCGUGGGAAGCGACCCCGCGUUCGCCGGUGCCCCGGGCACGCACGGGCCGCUGCCACAUCGCCGUUUCGAGUACAAAUACAGCUUCAAGGGGCCGCACCUGGUGCAGAGCGACGGGACAGUGCCUUUCUGGGCCCACGCGGGGGAUGCUAUUCCAAGUUCAGAUCAAAUUCGAAUAGCACCAUCUUUAAAAAGCCAAAGGGGAUCAGUGUGGACAAAGACAAAAGCAGCCUUUGAGAACUGGGAAAUUGAGGUGACUUUUCGAGUGACUGGAAGAGGUCGAAUUGGAGCUGAUGGCCUGGCAGUUUGGUAUGCAGAAAAUCAAGGCUUGGAGGGUCCUGUGUUUGGAUCAGCUGAUAUGUGGAAUGGUGUUGGAAUAUUCUUCGAUUCUUUUGACAAUGAUGGAAAGAAAAAUAAUCCUGCUAUAGUAAUUAUAGGCAACAAUGGACAAAUCCAUUAUGACCAUCAAAAUGAUGGUGCUAAUCAAGCUUUAGCAAGUUGCCAGAGGGACUUUCGUAAUAAACCCUAUCCUGUCCGGGCAAAGAUUAUAUAUUACCAGAAAACAUUGACAGUAAUGAUCAAUAAUGGCUUCACACCGGAUAAAAAUGAUUAUGAAUUUUGUGCCAAAGUGGAAAAUAUGGUCAUCCCUGCACAAGGGCAUUUUGGAAUAUCUGCUGCUACUGGAGGCCUUGCAGAUGAUCAUGAUGUCCUUUCUUUCCUCACUUUCCAAUUGACUGAGCCUGGGAAAGAGCCACCUACACCAGAUAAAGAAAUUUCAGAAACAGAAAAAGAAAAAUAUCAGGAGGAAUUUGAGCACUUUCAACAAGAAUUGGAUAAAAAAAAAGAAGAAUUUCAGAAGGACCACCCUGACCUUCAAGGGCAACCAGCAGAUGAAAUAUUUGAGAGUGUAGGAGAUCGUGAGCUGAGACAAAUCUUUGAAGGACAGAAUCGUAUUCAUCUUGAAAUCAAGCAGCUGAACCGACAGUUAGAUAUGAUUCUUGAUGAACAGAGAAAAUACGUCUCUUCAUUGACGGAGGAGAUCUCUAAAAGAGGAGCAGGAAUCCCAGGGCAACAUGGACAGAUCUCUCAACAAGAACUGGAUACUGUUGUGAACGCUCAGCAUGAGAUUCUGAGACAUGUAAAUGAAGUGAAGAAUUCUAUGAGUGAAACCAUCAGGCUGGUCAGCGGCAUCCAGCAUCCUGGGUCUGCAGGGGGCGUUUACGAGACAACCCAGCACUUCAACGACAUCAAAGAGCAUCUUCACAUAGUGAAGCGGGACAUAGAGAGCCUCGUGCUGCGAAACGCGCCAUCAAAUGAAAGACCAAAAUGCCCAGAACUACCACCAUUUCCAUCAUGUUUAUCUACGGUUCACUUCAUUCUAUUUGUAGUGAUACAAACGGUGUUAUUCAUUGGUUACAUCAUGUAUAGGACUCAGCAAGAAGCAGCUGCCAAAAAAUUCUUUUGACCACCAUUUUCAUAUGUGUACAUCAUGUAUGUAUGUACAAAAUGUUGUCUUUUUGAGGGACUGUAAGUAUUUAAAUUGCUUCAUAGGCUAAAUUAUUAAAUUUUGUAUAAAAGAACUUUAAACAUUGAUUUGCGGUAAGAGUAGACCUUAAAGACAACCAUGUGUAAAUUUGUGCAUAGUACAUAAAAUCUAUUUAAAUUUCACUGAAUUUUUGGCCAGUGGAAUAUAGCCACUGAACAGAAUAUUGAUAAAUAAGAGGGUAAAUAAUAGAAAAUGGGGCAACCCCCAGAUAUGAAAGUUACCUCUAAGUCUCAGAUGUUGGAGAUCUCUAUUUAAAAUAAACACACUUGCCCUCCUGCCCUCCAAAUAUGAGGUCUGACUAGGAGCUCCUCAUGAUUAUUUUGUAACAAAGUCUUUUUUAAGAUACCAGAAUUUUCUACUCUAAGACCCAACCCUGCAGUCCUGCAAUCUAAUACUACUCCCUCUGACAUCAAAGAAUAUUUUGUCUGAGAGCAUUAGGAUCUGGAUAAUAAGCUUCAUAAUGUUUUUCGAAGUAUUUUUCCCUCUCAUUAUCAAUGAUAUAUUUCACCUUUAAUGGAAAUUUUAGGGGGAAAUUAAGAGCUGCCUAAAAAAAAAUUUAGGUGACCGCAUUCCUCUGACAAUAGUUUUUAUGAGUACUUUACCUGGUGAUGUGUUCAUUUCAUGAUCGUUCAUAUGCUUGAACGUCUCCAUUCUACAAGUGUCAGUUCAAUAUCAUGAAAAUACUGUUGUGUCUGUAGUUGUAAUUUAAGGAACUUCUCCCCUUUUGUGCAGCCUGUAAGUUCAGUUCACAUUGCAUGUUCGGAGGAUAUUUUAGUUCACAAAACCCACCACUGUGUUCUGGUUUACAUUACUCCAUGCAGCCUGGUGUUAGCAACUGCAUGCUCAUGUAAAUCAAGGAGGCUGGAUAGGAGCAGGGUUAGGAUCUUUGAAGGCAGAAUUUGAAAAACAGAGUUAAUGCUUCUGAUUCCCUUCUUUCAAGUCAGAACUGAGGACAUUGUGAAGUACUUGUUAGUAAGCUUCCCCUCGAAAUGUCAGACUGGAAGGAGUUGGUGUAGUCUUUGUACAGGGUCCUAGGUAUCAGAGAAACAGUCUGUCAAUGACAUUUUAAAAUGCACUUUGUUUUCACAGCUGAUGUAGACUUAUUUUUGCUGGCUUCAAAACCCCCUUAUCGCUUUUAGCUAAAGUGGUUAUCUUCCAUUUAACAUAGAAUCUGAAAUAAUACUCUUUUGUAAAAUAGAACUAUUUAACUCUUCUAAACCUUCAUAAAUUUAUUUUAAAAUGUCAUUUACAGAUUAGGCUAACUGGUUAUAAUCUAUACAAAGACUAUGAAGUAGCACCUAACUUGAACUAUAUAUGCAAACAGUCCUGACGUUGCUUUUUAUAUUAGCAUUUAUCCUAGAACACUGAACAAGAAUAUCCUAAUGAUUACUGGCUCAACUCCAGUCACUGCAACAUAAAAAAUGCUUCCCUAGUGUUUUUCCUUAUAGUGUUAACAUUUUGAAUUCAUGUUUGAGAGACACCAUCAUCACAGAACUUACUCUUAUUUCAUGAAAAUUAAUACCUUCAGAAGAGUGUUUAAGUUGUAGACUGUGAACUUGGAAAUCCUCUUGAGAUAAAAGGCUUCCAAAUAUUCAGUAUUAUAAAUCCAUGGUCACGUGUGCCUGAACUUAGAAGAAUACCAGUCCAUGCAGUGCGCGUUUUCAGGCUGAAAUUCUGGAGGAACCAUGCUCAUCGUUCCUAACAGAAUUGGAGACAGCUAUUAUGAAAGAUCAUGAGCAUGAAUCUUUUCUACUUAGUAAUUUAAUUUGCUAAAAAUUACUCAGCCGAGCAGUUUACACUGGUGUUUAUCAUAUUAACUGAAAUUUGUUUUAUUUUCCUCAAAAUGAUUGACUUUAAAAGCUCAUUGCUGAAGAAAAAUGUUUGCUCUGUGGAAAAAUCUGUCACUGCCAGGAUUCUUUCAUUUCUGUACUGUUUUGUAUAAUUGAACUUGUUAACUUCUCUCACACCAGCAAGUGUUUUACAGGUGCCUUGGAUUAAAACAAAAUUGAUUUUUAAAUGUUAGUGUAAGUUGAGCUUAUGAUGCCACUUUUAAAAAGAAAUGCAAUUACAUAAUGGCUGACACCCUUAUUUAAUGUGCCUAUUUGUGUUCUAAAUGUUUGGAUGUUUUAAGCCGCUGGAAACUUUCUUGUGAAACCACAAAUAAUAAACAAUUUUUUGUUACUUACUGAGGGGAUAUCAGUGUCUCUCACAGUGUGGUCCAUGGGCCUUCCGGGUCCUGAAGUGCUUGUUAAGUGUGCAGAUCCUAGGACUCCAUUCCAAACCACCUGAACCAAAACUCAGGAGUCAGCUUCCGAAUCAGUUUUCAACAGGCACCUCAGGUGAUUCUGAGUACACUGUUUGAGAACCACUAAGAAGAGUGGGGAAAAAAUAAGUGCUGUUUUGUUGGCUUAAAGCUGAGCUGAGAG